Molecule: messenger RNA, 3097 nt
Organism: Dromaius novaehollandiae (emu)
Lineage: Eukaryota; Metazoa; Chordata; Aves; Casuariiformes; Dromaiidae
Gene: DNAJC30
Product: DnaJ heat shock protein family (Hsp40) member C30
Exons: 2
Coding region: 93-746 (217 amino acids)
Source: RefSeq, a predicted model, not a curated record
GCCCGGCGUCGCGCCGUGUGCGUCACGGCGCUCCGCCCGCCCCCCGCGGCGAUUGGCGGCGGCGGCGGCGCAGAGGCCGCGCGGAGGUCGCCAUGGUGCCGGCGGUGGCGCUGGGCUGCCGCCUGCGGCGCCUCCUGCCCGCCGCCGCCGUGGGGGCCCCGCCGCCCGGCCGCGCUACGGCGCGGUCGCUCGGCGGGCAGGGCCGCGGCGGCGCCCCGCGGCCGCGCCGCGACCUCUACGAGCUGCUGGGCGUCCCGGCCACGGCCACGCAGGCGCAGAUCAAGACGGCCUACUACGAGCAGUCGUUCCGGUACCACCCGGACCGCAACGCGGGCAGCGCCGAGGCGGCGCAGCGCUUCGCCGCCAUCAGCGAGGCCUACCUGGUGCUGGGCAGCGCCGCGCUGCGCCGCAAGUACGACCGCGGCCUCCUCAGCCGCGAGGACCUGCGGGGCGCCGCCAAGCCCUCGGGCCGCCCGCCGCCGCCCGCCCCGGCGCCGCGCCCGCGCGCUUCCGCCACAGCCGCCGGCCACCGCGGCCCGCUGCCGCCGCCCUUCGACUUCGACGCCUUCUACCGCGCGCACUACGGGGAGCAGCUGGAGCGGGAGCAGGCGCUGCGGGCCCGCCGCGAGCAGCUGCGCCAACGCCGCGAGGAGGCCGCAGCCCGCGGCCGCCUCCGCCUGCUGCCCGACCUCUCCGUCGGGCUCAUCGUCCUCCUGGGGUUCGCCCUGCUCUACGGGCUCAAGUAGCGGCGGGGCCGGCCCCCGUGGGGAGCGCUGGGGGCUGCCGGCCUGGCUUCGCCCCCGUGGCGAGCACGGAGCACGACCGCUGGGCACGGUGCGCCGGCCGGGAGCUGUCCCCUCCGCCAGUGCGAGCGGCCGGCAGGGUGUGCGACUGGCAGCCGCGUGCGGUCUCUGCUCUGCAGGCUGUGACGUGUCCUCUCCGCAGCGUGACGGACGCCGUGCGUGGCCAUGGGCGCUGCUCUACAGGCUGUGGUGCGGCCCCUCUGCCAGUGUGACCUUCAGGCACCAGGUGUCACCUGCGUAUGACCAGCAGGUACCGCACGUGGGUUCUACUUUAUACGCUGUGGUGUGCUCCAUCUGCUGGUACUGCCUGAGGAACAGCGCAAGGAGCGCAAACAUGGUUCACGGACUCUCCUUCGCAGACUGUGACUGUGUCCCCUCUGCUAGCACUGCUGUCUGACCCUGGCAGGAACCGCGCACCUGUGCUCCUGAGCCGCAGUGGAGAUUAAAUGGUUGCCAGCAGUGUUUGUAUGCUGUGUGUUUUCAUAGGUGAUGCUCUCACUCAUCCUGAGCAAUGGCUCCCUGUGGUUUUUCUGAAAUCUGUCACUGAGCCCUGCCACUUCGGUGCUUUCACACUUAUUAGUACCACAUCUGUGGGGAGUUUCGGGAGUGUUGGUCUCCAGGCUGCAUCAUUGCUCUUGUUUGUCCCUCUUCAGGCUUCACUCCCUGGUGAGUGCAGAGGUCUCAUGUUCCGCCAUCAUUCCUGGAAGAAUGAAGCCUGGGCUGGUGGCAGCCCAUGUCCUGGUCAGCAUGUGACACCACCUGCUUCUCCGUGGAGAUGCUACCCAAAACACUUCUGUGUUCAGAACAGCCUGUCCUGUCUGGGGUUUGGCAGGAACUUUGCACAAGACGAUCUUAUACAGGCCUUAAUGGCUUGGAGUGGUACAUUUCUGGGUACAGAAUGGCAUUAUUUGUGUUUUAUGUAAGCAUCAUUUGCACUUAGAAUAUUUACCUGUUUAAGUACUGAAGUGCUUUAGGAACGAAAGAUUGUGUUCUUAGAGCUUCUGUCUCUCUUUGGGUGAAGGCUUCACCUACGUUAUGUUUGUAUUAUGUGGAGCGAGUGAAAGCUUGAUAUAACAUAGGACUGCAAGUCUUAGUGUGCCAAAGACUUCACAUGUGUUUAUUUGCACUGGAUUUGCUGGGCCUGGCUGGCAGAUGUCUGCACAGAAGCCAAGCCACCUUCCCUCACUACAGUGAUCCUGGGUUAUGUUUUCUCCCAACACAGACAUGUUAAAAACAAAUGCCUUGUGUAUUCCAGCUGCUGAGUUCUGUGAUACUGCAACAAGCUAAGGGCAGUAGUGUAGCAGAGUACAUAGUACGUACUGGUGUAGAGUAUAUGGUGGCAUAUAGCUGAUAUAGGAGAGUUUUCAGCUGGGUGCUUGAGAGCUGCUACUAGAAAGAAUUGUACCACUUCCAACUACAGGCUCCAGAGACUGCUGUGGGUUUGGAGCAAACUUAGCCCAGGGGCAGAAGGAGAGCUUUCCAGGACCCUCUCUGGUUGUCCAUCUACCUCUGUAUGAGGGAUUCCAGUCCUGAAAUGUCAGCUUGUGAAGAGCACAAGGAGUUUGGCCUUCUAGGGUGUUGGACAUGGGGGUGAAAGACUCCAGAAUCGUGGCUCUGUGUCACUCAUUGGUGCUCUUUCAUGCUGUAAGCAAAGUCACUUGAAAGAUCAGAGGCUGCUCCCCAGACAGGGUUUGGCAGGUAACAUUCUCUUCCGGGCUGGAAGAACCAGGGAAGUCCAUGGGAGGUGGUGUGCAUUACAUGGGAACACCUUUCUAAUUCCCACUGUCACGGCAUGUGGGUUUUUAAAGCAGCACUGCCAAAGGCUGGGGGAGUGGGGAGGAGGGGCAGUGUGUGUCCCCUGGGUUGAUCUUUCUUUAAUACAUAUGUGGUGAUGAGGACCAGAAGGUGUAGGCUGUUCCUGCAGGCAGGCCCCAUACCCAGCUGCAAGCCUGCUGCCAGGCAAAGAGAGGGUCUGGUGUCAUGCAGUGCAGAGCAGUUGGCAGGAUGCUGUGGUGUUCCCCUCUUGAGCUGGAGCAGGAGGAAACAUGGCUAGCUGCUGUGCUGCCUGCGUUGCUCUGCUCCUUAACUCUGAGAAAGGAGAUGAGCUCUUCCAGUAAGCCAGGUGACUCUUCUGCUCUGUGUCUGAUGCUUGUGUCUGAAAUGUGGGGGGUGAAAUACCCAGGAUGAACUAAUCUGUGUGCCUUAGAAUGGAUGGUUUGGGCAAUGCAGUAUUGCUGGUUCUUCCUCAGGUCUCCCUGACAGAUCUUGAACAUUAAAGUUAUCCAUCUCAUAAA